AAUUUUUCAUGAUAGAUGGUUGAUAUCUUUCACAUUUUACUUCGAUUGACGGUUCCUCUCGUGACAAACAACGAUGAAAGACCUUCUUACCUCAGAGCUCAAGUGAGAUUCUCUGAUGGGGCCUUCACAGCGACAACAACUGGGAAUCAAGUGAGCAGUAGAAUAAACAGCUUAGUCAACGCCAACGCUCUCGUUGUUAUACCAGGCAAUUAUAAAAACUACACUCCAUUGGAAACGUUCCACACAAUCUUAAUAGGAGAUCUGGCCAAUUAAGAACUUUCAGUUUAUACUUGAAAUUCUUCAGUACUAGCUCGAAUAUUCGUUAAAUGUUCUCGUACUACUUAAUUGGUAACUUUUAUAGUGAUGAAAAUUCGAUAAUCGUGUUAUGCAUUUAACUUUUCACAGUAA
Messenger RNA from Coccinella septempunctata (seven-spotted ladybird), 408 nucleotides. RefSeq names its product molybdenum cofactor synthesis protein cinnamon-like. Gene Ontology annotation, biological process: molybdopterin cofactor biosynthetic process. The record is from RefSeq and is a predicted model, not a curated record. NCBI's taxonomy places the organism in Eukaryota, Metazoa, Arthropoda, Insecta, Coleoptera, Coccinellidae. Bases 16 to 273 code for a protein of 85 amino acids. The transcript has 2 exons.